CUCUAGGUCUAAUGUUGGAUAAGCUUCUCCCAAUAAUUAUGUUAGGAGUAGAAUAGGGACCAAGACUCCACUUUUUGCUCUUCCCACAGAAGAGGAAAUGAAGGGAUAGGAAUAGUACCCUUUUUUGCUUUGAGGCUAUACUUUUACCUUUUCCGAAUUCGAAAAUGAUUCGAUUCCUUAGUAAUAUUUAUAUUGCCUUACUGUUAUGGCAAAACUUUCUUCAUUCUAUUGUUGCAGAGCUAGAUGAUGAAAUAUUCAACAUAAUUAAUCAGAUAAUUAUAUCGCUUUGGAUUUGCCGAGGGAGGAAAACAACAGGGCUGAGGAAAAAAAUUUCAUCAAAGAAGGGAGCCCUUCAGCACAUCUCCUAAAUACUAAAACCAAUAGUGCUGUACCUCAUUAUGCUACUUCAUUUGCUGGGGUAGUACUGUACCUCAAAAAUGAUUCUUCAUAUCUUUUUUAGUAUAGAAAAAAUGGUCAUGUAGAAUAGAGCGUAUGUCAGUAUAUCAUUUUGACAACUGAAUUUAUAAUCCCCUUUCUUAGCUGAUACAAGAAUGGCAGUACAUCUCAAUCAACUUAGUAAUGAUGCCUAAUAUCGCACUAGUGAUUAUUUACUCUGAUUAGCAAAAUAAUUAAUAAAAUAAAUCUGUAGUACAUGAUAGACAAACGAGGUGUGGUGAAACCAAUAAACUAUAUCCUGAGUCCAGUAUGAACCAGCAAUGCAGGCAGCAGGCAUUACACAGCAAAGACCAAAAUUGCAGUAAGAAGCGAUGCUGGAGGAAUCGCAGAGUGAAUUGGGAAUGAGGCAGAAGGCUGAAAUGGCAUGAGGGGUCCAGGAGCAACCAUAGCAUCUGGGUUUGGUGGGCUGAGACUUGAAGGAAUAGUGGGUAUUGAAGAAUCACUAGGAGCAAGCUCUGAGCCACCAGGUGAAGGAAACAGAGGAGUUAUAUCCGGAGAAAGUGCAGAGAGUGGAGGUGAAGAUGUUGGUGGAUUUGGCAGCAAUGCAGGUGCAGCUGAAAUACUUGAAGCUGGUGGCAGGCUAGCUAGUGAAGAAGAAGAAGAAGAAGAAAGAGAAAGAGAUUGGGAAAUCAAGAAAAUCAUGAGUGGAAUGAAGAAUGGCUUUGUGGAAGUGGAAGCAGAAGCAGCCAUCAGUGGACAAACCUUUCUUGGCAUAGAAAUAGUAAAGGUAUUGGAAUUAUCUUAGGUGAAAGGAAUGACAGAGUUGGUAUUAUAAUUGAAGGGUAGAUAGAUUAUGAAGAAGAAGAAUGUGCUAGUAUUUAGUAAGAAGACAGCUUGGAAUGUAUUGGCAAUGGGACAAGAUUGGUGAAUGGUAAUAGUUGAGAAAUCACAUGAGCUUGUUUGUCCUUUUCCUCACUGGCCUUUUCUUGCCAUUCCUACUCUAUGGAAUUUUCUCUAUCUGACAAAACCGUUCUACCAUUCUUCCCGCCCUUGAUAGUUGAUUAGUUAGGACUCUACACUCCUUCUCCUGUAAAACAAAAAGAAAUCCUUGACAUAUAUAAGCUGAUGGUAUAAAGUAACUCGAAAAUAGGGAAACUACCUUGCUACAAACUGACUACACAUAAUGUAAAAACAAUUUGCCUGG
This is a messenger RNA of Capsicum annuum, 1600 nucleotides long. RefSeq lists its product as uncharacterized. NCBI's taxonomy places the organism in Eukaryota, Viridiplantae, Streptophyta, Magnoliopsida, Solanales, Solanaceae. The coding region runs from base 821 to 1201 and encodes 126 amino acids. The transcript has a single exon. The record is from RefSeq and is a predicted model, not a curated record.